Molecule: messenger RNA, 8812 nt
Organism: Dunckerocampus dactyliophorus (ringed pipefish)
Lineage: Eukaryota; Metazoa; Chordata; Actinopteri; Syngnathiformes; Syngnathidae
Gene: pde9aa
Product: phosphodiesterase 9aa
Exons: 20
Coding region: 178-1782 (534 amino acids)
Biological process (GO): cGMP catabolic process
Molecular function (GO): 3',5'-cyclic-GMP phosphodiesterase activity
Source: RefSeq, a predicted model, not a curated record
AAUGAGCAGAGAGUCAGGGGAAAGAGGGCGACAACAAAAACUGUUGGCGUUCCACAUGUCGGCAAACUAACUCCACCGUCACCUCACCAGAGUCAAAGCGCUGCGUCGGCAAGGACCGAAGACUCCGAGCAAAGACCGAGGGGUGACCCACCAACGCCGCCGAGGAGCGACGCGAUCAUGGGCUCCGCUUCGUCGUCCUACAGGGUCAUAUACCUGGACGUGGACGGCAGAAUCCAGAAGGUGGUAUUCAGUCGAUUCUGCAGCCCAUGUGACAUCAAAGAGCUGUUUUGUACAGCCCUGGGUGUGCCAAGGAACACCAACCUGUCUCUGCUGGAUGCUUCUGGAGCCAUGGUGUCUAUUGACCCUACCAUGCCACACAACACAGAAAGGUCACCAUACCGAGUAGUGCCUAUGACCGGAGGACAGCUUGCUGACAAAGAAGAACUGUUCCAGAAUGUACUCACACAAGUUGCUGAGCAGUUUUCCCGGGCUUUCAAGAUCAAUGAGCUGAAGACUGAAGUCACUAACCGUCUUGCCAUGCUGGAGAAGCGGGUCGAGUUGGAAGGAAUGAAGGUGGUGGAGAUAGAGAAAUGUCGCAAUGACAUCAAGAAGCUCCGUGAGGAGAUGGCAUCCAGAAACAACAGUAACUUCUUGGAAGACAUUAAGAAGCUAACCCCUCGCAGGGACGUGCCCUCCUAUCCCAAGUAUAUGCUGUCACAGCAGACCAUAGAUGCCCUCAAAAAACCCGCCUUUGACGUCUGGCUCUGGGAGGCCAAUGAGUAUCAUUUGUCUAAGGAGACAGUAGAAGCUCUUAGAUUGCCUACAUUCGAUGCUUGGCAGUGGGAGCCUAAUGAGAUGCUGAGCUGUCUGGAACAUAUGUACCAUGACCUGGGUUUGGUCAAAGACUUCAACAUAAACCCCAUUACACUGAAGAGAUGGCUGCUUUGUAUUCAUGACAACUACAGGAAUAACCCCUUCCACAACUUUCGCCAUUGCUUCUGUGUCACCCAGAUGAUGUACAGUAUGAUCUGCCUCUGCAGCCUACAGGAGAAAUUCACUCAGGUGGACAUUUUGAUCCUCAUGACGGCUGCCGUGUGUCAUGAUCUCGACCACCCUGGAUUCAACAACACGUACCAAAUCAAUGCCAGAACAGAGUUAGCCGUUCGUUAUAAUGACAUCUCUCCUCUGGAGAAUCACCACUGUGCUGUGGCUUUCCAGAUCUUCUCUCAACCUGACAGCAACAUUUUCUCGAAUUUUGAUCCAGAAGCCUUCAAGCAGAUUCGACAGGGAACUAUUACAUUGAUCCUGGCCACAGAUAUGGCACGGCACGGUGAGAUUCUGGAGUCCUUCAAGCAAAAAGUGGACAGCUUUGACUACACCGAUGAGGAGCAUGUCACCUGUCUGAAGAUGGUGCUAAUAAAGUGCUGUGACAUUUCCAAUGAAGUGCGGCCCAUGGAGGUGGCUGAGCCCUGGGUUGACUGUCUGCUUGAGGAGUACUUCAUGCAGAGUGACAGGGAGAAGACUGAAGGGCUUCCUGUGGCUCCGUUCAUGGAUCGAGAAAAGGUUACCAAACCGACAGCUCAGAUCGGCUUCAUCAAAUUCGUCCUCAUUCCCAUGUUUGAGACCGUAAUGAAGUUGUUCCCCCAGAUAGAAGAGGCAAUGGUUCAGCCCCUCAGAGAGUCGAGGGAUCGAUAUGAAGAGCUCAAACAGAUCGACGAUGCCAUGAACGAGGUGCAGAAAAAGAAAAAUGAAAACCUGACGAUGGGAGGAAAGAAGAAGUAAAAGCUGUGCGAUGGUCUCGCAAAGAUUUGCGUCAGUGUCUUCUACGCACUUCAGCCUGAGGAAGAACCGGCAAUACUGCUUCACAUCUUGGACAAUCGUCGAUAUUUAGCCUCGAGUGAUGAAAUAAUUCCGACGUGUUACCAAUUACUGAUGAACUCAGUGGACACCUUUCGUUUUUUAGGGAAACAUUCAUUUGUACAGGUGAACGAACUUUAGAUACAAUUUACAUUUUCUUUUUUAAAAAUAUUUGAAGUGUUUUUUUUACAGAUUGUACAGUUUUAGUGACUUUUGUUCUUUCCUACAAAAAAUGAAUAAAAUGACAAAUUACAAAAUCAUUAACUUUCAUUUUUGUAUUGUAUUGUUUUGUCUUAACGGAAUUGUGGGUUUUUUAACUGCAGCUGCCGUUAGAGUCCUGCUAUCUGAGGGGGUUACGUUUCGAGACAACUCGCAGAUAGCGGAAAAAAAUGGGACGAAUUGAGGCGCCCAUAAAAAUGUUUAUUCUCGAGACUCUAAUAAAGCGAUACUUUGCAUGCACUAAGUAUGAUGGUAGACUUUAGCUUGUAAGACAGCGUAAGAAAAUGUGAGAAUGGGUUUAAGAAAAAAUACGGCUUCCCUCAGUCCUCCUCCUCGACACAAGCAAGUGCACCCUCUAAGGCAGGGAUGUCCAAAGUGUGGCCCGGGGGCCAUUUGUGGCCCGCGGCUGUGAUUUUAUCGGCCCGCAGCACAGUCUAAAAAUGUAAUUUAACAGGGAAACUUCAAUCAAAAGUCUGAAAUAUUAAAAAGAGUUGUAAUCUAGCAAGGAAAAAACACAAGAAUAAAGUCAUUUCAUUUUCGUAGCAUGAAGUUGAAAUAUUAAAGAAAAAAAGUUUGUUUGUUUUUAAAGUGAAAAACAGUGAAUAAAGUUGUAAUUUUUUGCAAACUUAGGUUGGGGGAAAAUUUAUAACGUGGGAAUAAAGUGAAAAUAUUAGGAGAAGAAGAAAGUUAAAAUAUUCGGAAAAUUAUAAAAAAAAAAUCAACAGCAGAAAUUGAAAACAGCACAAAUUUUACCAGAGUAAAGUCAAAAUAUGAAGAGUAAAAAAUAGUUUCCUAGUGAGAAAAAAAAGUUAUAAACUUUAUAAAAAAAGUAAAAAAAAAAAAAAGAAUAAACUUGUAAUAUGAUGAAAAAUAAAAUUUUUGUGACAAUGUUGAAAUAAAGAAAAAAUAAAUUAUUUUUUUUAAAAGAUAAAAAAUAUGGGAAUGAAGUUGCAACUAUUGGAAAAAACAGCUGUCAUUUUUACGGGAAUAAAGUCAAAAUAUUAAGAAAAAAAAGUCAUACUCGAAUGAAGAACAGAAGUAGCAAUUUUACAAGAAUAAACUCGUAUUAUUAUUGGAAAAAACAUCAUUUUUUAGUAGCAUUUCACCUAACCUGCUUUUUCUUGAGCUACGUAUAGCUUCUUAGCAUAUCUCCAUGUGUUGGUUAACAAAAUAUCAGAGUGGCCCUUGCAUCCUUCCAUUUUUUAGUACGUGGCCCUUGCUGGAAAAAGUUUGGACACCCCUGCUCUAAGGCUUCCAUGUACGUAAGUGCACACACCCACCUGUGCCCCUCUGCACUCAUGCAGAAGAAAACCUAAACCCGUCUCCUCCACACCAGCCCGAUUAUCGCCACCCAGAAUAAUUAUUAAAAGAUAAGGAUCUCGUCACACGAGAUCUCGCGAGACUUAAAUGUGACGAGAUUUCUCGUUAGGUGAAAAGCUGUAUUGUGAGAACGGCGCAGCCAGAAGCCAAUCAGACUUAACUAUGGCUUUGCUACUAUGAAUUUGUUUAUUUUCAGACUGAAACAAAUGCGUGAGACACGAACAACAUAUGUUAGCCAAUCAAAAUGAUGUUUAUCUUCUCUUAAAAUAAAUGCUCCAUUCCAACGGUGAAUUCAUGUGGACGACACAUCCACCACAGCUUCCAGCAUCUCUUUCCUGGCCUUCUUCUUGCCGCCGUCUUUCUGUCCCAUGCUCCUCCUCUUCUGCUGCUGCUCCGCCAGUCUGUGUUGUUUCUUCUCCAGGUAUUCUGCCACGUUAUCAAAAGUCUCCUUGUACAGAUGCUCAAAGCGACUGCUGGUCCGAGCUGAAGCUGUUGGGUAAGAAAACAGAUGAUUGGUUGUAGGACCAGUUGCAAGCCAAACGCACACAAGCUAGUCCUGUGACGCAAGUCUCACUGAGAGACUGGUAAGGAUUGCUGCGGAAAGCAUCAGAAGCCAAACCUUUUUGAGGCAUACGCUUCCUGAUUUCUUUAGUUUCUCAAAUAUGCGACUUUUAAGAGCUUGGUUCAUAUUUGGUUUCUAUCUUCACAAUGACAGAAGGAAACAUUUGUCAGCGUGUGGACUCACCAUCAAGACUCUGCCAGUGGGGCUUGAAGGCCUCAGUCACUCGUUUGAGUUCAGGGCUUUCCGCUUCACGCUAGACGACAGCGCAGGGAAUAGAACAGAAUAGAAAGAGAAUAGAAUAGAAUAGAAAAUUAAUCAUUUCCCUUUCUUUUGCACCUUAGCUGGCUUAAAGCCUCUACAGAAGUCUGAACGGACUUUACCAAUAAGCACGUUCGAUGUGUCCUUUCAGAUCAUUUAAGGAUAUCCAGUAGCAUCGUUAUUUUAUUAUGACUUUGACUUCAUACAGUGGAUCUUAAAUAUAACAAGAUAUGACUGAAAUGUAUUCGUUUCCAUUGAUUGUGUGACACUGAUUAAUUAACGUCCCAGGCCGAGUGCCCACGAGACUUUUUUUUAAAUUUCUGAACGAGAAAUCUUGUCACAUUUUAAUCUGACAAGAUCUUGUGACACCCCUACUACUCGCAGAUUCAUAGGUGGAAAUGCUAAUUCGGAUACAUGACAUGUCGGGUACCUUCCAAGAGCUUUGCUCAAGCUUAUAAAUUUGUAGCAGAGUUUCACAGGAAUCCAUCAGCACCCAAAGCCGACCUUCUGGGUCAAAGGCCAUAUCCAAAGGACAGAAGGGUAGGGAAAGCCUGCUGUGAGGCACAAAUUUCUUCUCUUCAUCGUCCUGGUGCAGCGUGAAAAACUGAAUCGUUGACACUCUGAGGUAACACAUGGAAACAUCUCACUGAAAGGUCAGGCAUCCGAAAACAUGCGAACAUUGCAAGCAUAAUGACGGCAUAAACUAUCCACAUUUACAUCUAAGGUUAAUUCAUUUUCUUAUUGUUAGCUAUUCUUAGAAUCAAGAGUCCAACAUUCCAUUGACAGUCAUGUGGGUGUUUCAACUGAAAAUAAUAGUAGAACUUAGCACAUGUAUGUGUAAGACGAUUUCCCACACGGCCAAUGACGACAGCGUUCGCCACAUUCAUCUCAAUUUAGCGAGAUUUUGCACUACGGCUCACAUUCACAUUAUAAAAAUGUGACUGAAUGGAUUGUUGUUACAUCAUCAGCCAGCAGAGGGCAUCAAGGUGCUUACACUUCACAUACAAAUAGAAGUAGGACUGCAAAUGUUUUUCAGUUUAUACAAGUAAAUAAAUAACUGCGACUAAGAAGUAUUUGAAAGUGAAAGUGAAUUAUUCGCUUCUUUUUCUUGUUAUUCUCCAUGAACCUCAGCGCACGUCACUGAGCAACAACCACCAACUUGCUCGACAGCACCGCGCACGGAGGGAGUGUGAUCACACAGAACGACAGUCUGACUCACUCACGGCACAUCUGAGGAGUUGAAUGACAGCACCUGGACUUGGACCUGGAUGAGAGGUGUGACACCUUUAAGAAAAUCAAGCCAGUCCAGUUGCUCGGAUUCAGCUUCUCCGAUAAACAAAAAGUACAAUUCCAAAUAGACCAACUUAAUGUUUUUCUGAUUAACUCAGCUGGUAAGUUUAAAAAUAACAAUAAUAGGUCUAUUUCUGUGUUACGUUCUUGCUCUACAGGGGCGUGUCCCCUUCCUGAAGUCUUGAGUUUUUGCAUGUUUGUCACACUUAAAUGUUUCACAUCAUCAAACAAAUGUAAAUAAUAGUCAAUGACUACACAACUGAACACAAAAUGCAGUUUUUCAAUGAAACUCAUUAUUAUUAAGGGGAAAAAAUCCAAACCUACAUGGCCCUGUGUGGGAAAAGUGAUCGCCCCCAAACCUAAUAAGUGGUUGGGCCCCCCUUAGCAGCAACAACUGCAAUUAACCGUUUGCGAUAUCUUGCAGUCUCUUACAGCGCUUUUUCUAAGGUCAGUAGGACUCAGGUCAGGACUUUGACUAGGCCGCUCCAAAGUGCCAUUCAGAGGUGGACUUGCUGGUGUGUUGUGGAUCAUUUUCCCGCUGCAGAACCCAAGUUUGUCUCAACUUGAGGUCACAAACAGAUGGCCGGACAUUCUCCUUCAAGAUUGUUUGCUAGACAGCAGAAUCCAUGGUUCCAUUUAUCACAGCAAGUCUUCCGGGUCCUGAAGCAGCAAAACAGCCCCAGACCAUCACACUACCACCACCAUAUUGUACUGUUGGUAUGAUGCUCUUUUUCUGAAAUGCAGUGUUACUAAGACCAGAUGUAAUGGGGGACACACACCUUCCAAAAAGUUCAAUUUUUGUCCUGUCAGACCACAGAGUAUUUUCCCAAAGGUGUUUGGGAUCAUCAAGAUGUUUUCUGGCACAACUGAGAUGAGGCUUAAUGUUCUUUUUGUUCAGCGGUGGUUUUUCGUCUUGGAACUCUGCCAUGGAGGCCGUUGUCGCCCAGCGUCUUUCUUAUGGUGGAGUCAUGAACACUGACCUUAACUGAGGCAAGUGCGGCCUGCAGUUGUUUGGAUGUUGUUGUGGGGUCUUUUUGCUUGGCCAGCCACUCCUGGGAAUGUUCACCACUUGUGGAUGAUGAUCACCAUGGUUCUCUGGAGUUCCAAAGCUUUAGAAACGGCUUCAUAACUUUUUCCAGACUGAUAGAUCUCAAUUACUUUUGGUUUCCUUUGUGCAUUCAGUUGUGUUGUCAUUGACUAAUAUUUAAAAUUUGUUUGAUGAUCUGAAACAUUUAAGUGUGAAAAAAAAAAAAAAAAAAAAACAUCAGGUAGGGGGCAAACACUUUCCUUUCCGUCCGGCUCAAGCUUGGCCAAGUUGCCCGUAAACAUGGUACGCACCCGCGGUGGCGUAGCAAGCAAAUAGCACAGAUGCGAGGUGCAUUCAGGGACAUCGAAUCAUUGCACAAUUUUUUUUGCCGAGACCGGCGACCAACUGAAAACGGCUCCGGUCGCAACCCACUAGGUGAAAAUCACUGAUGUAAAAAAAUAUGCGGCAGAAAUGAUAUAAAUUUGGCCUACGAUACAGAAUUUAAUUUUAGACACUACUAGCAAGGUGUGCUGAGAUGAAGUACUGUAGGCCCUUACAGUCAUCACAAAGGGAACGCCUGUUCCGGCAACCACACGGAGUGAAGCGCACUCACCUGUCACACUGUACAGCUAUGUGACACCCAUCAGGAGAACUGGUUAUUUGGCAAACAGUUAGCUUCUGUUAAAAAACACAUUAGAAUGGAUUAGAAAGUAAUGUAGUACUUGUUCAUGUUGAUAGUUAAUAAUAUGCAGGGUUUUUUCAGUGUUUUAUUUUGUUAAUCCUUACACCUAUGUGAAAAAGAGUCACUUCAGGCCAACUAUAUGGUAUCAAAUGUUUGAUGUUUUGUUGAUGACCUGCAUUUUGGUUUGUUGUUUCAGGUGCUGAUAAAACACACUGAUAUUGGAUACGGUCUUUUGAAGUCUUAAAAGUCACAUUACAUCUCAAAAUCUGAAUCAGGCUUUAAGAUCUGCUUUGAAGGGCGAAAGAACACCCUAGACCAGGGGUGUCCAAACUUUCUCCACCAACGGCCACAAACAGAAAAAACACGUAUGAUACUUUACUAUUCUUCACCUUUUGUUUACUUAAUAACAUGCUGAAGCCAAUUCAAUGCAGGUGAAAACAUGUUAUGCAGAUUAACAUCUUUAAAGAAAAAAAAAACAGCCCACAUCUCACUCGGACGUUGGACACACCUGCCCUGGACAGAUACAGUAGUUAUCCUCACUUUCUCUGAGUCGGAGCCAAGUCCCUCUUCGAGCUGUUGCAGGUCCCAACUAUGCAACUUCUUCCCUGACGUGAAAUCCCACAGCUUCAUGGUCCCAUCCUACAAUUACAAACACGCUUUAAACAGUACAGGAAUCCAAACAUUAGCCCUUCAAUCUUCUGUCUGUCUUGUUGGCUUUGCGCCUCGAGCCAUUCGUUCCAGCUUCUACGUUCUUGCGGAAAGAUUGCCUCUAGCCUGUUCUUUUGGAUUCACCUCUUGACUCAUCCCUGUCUGAUGCCCUCACGCUCCUUUCAGGAGUUCUACAUCGCAGUUGAGCGCAUGCCAUGCAAUCCUCCGCUGAAGUGUUUUCUGGUGCGUUGUUUUGUUGCUAUGAAUGCUGACAACUAAAGGCAGUCGGACUGAGACUGGAAGUAAUUGAUGUUACAACGCUUUGAUUGCAAAUGUUGAUCCAAAAUCGGUGGCAAAAGCAUUUGUGAAGGUGGGCUGAAUGAGUCAUAUCAACACAAGAUUACACAAUUACAGCCAUUAGGGUCCACAUCAGCACGAUGAAAGGUUACAUUUGGUGUACGUCACAGUAGGCAAGGUGGUUUUGAGAGGAAUGACACAGCUAUAUAAAGAUAUAUAUCUAUAUAUAUUUGAAAUAUAUACUUUCAAUUUUUCAUGUUCCUCAAGAUCCAACAGUGCAAAAUGUAAAUUCUUGCAAUUUUUGGUCUUGAAAUUUUGAUCAGGUGUGUAUACACACACGCACACGCACACACACAUCCUGUCUACAACAAAUAAACAACAUACAAACGUACCCCUGAUCCCGACAGCAACCAGUGUGGAUGACCUGAUGGCACCAGAAGAGAGCUAACAAACCUAAAACAAAAAAACAUAAAACAUCUGAUUCGAGGAAAAAGGAGCAAAGAACUUCAAAACCCAGAGCAAGAAGGUUUGGCGCGGGAGGAGCGAGCUAGUGUAGCAUAUGGAAGCACCUCGAUGCAGAAGCGGAUGGCUUACAGUUUGUUUCCAUCUAUAGAUCUACCAGAAUAGUUGACUAUUCCACAAUUAGAUUCGG